AUGUCCUCCGCACCAUCCCGAGCCAUGGAGGCUGAUCCUGAAUCUCAGGAUCGCGAAGCGACAGUCGAAACUCCCUUGUUACCACGAACAUCACGAUUCGAAGACGAAGAGUCAACAACGCUACAUCCUCAACGGCACUUGACCCGCGUGGUAGCGAUUAUACUAGUCUCCAUUUUCCUGCUCGAACUGGGUGACUUCAUGAUGCGGGCACCAUCUAUGCGGGUUCUGGAAGACGUCAUCUGUCGGAAGUUUUACAAAUCCACCACUCCAUUCGACUCCCACAUCAUCCGGUCUAUCCCCGAACACGAGUGCAAGAUCCCUUCUGUACAGGGGAAGGUCGCAAUGAUGAAGGGUUGGAAUGAAGCUUUCUCUUCCGUACUCGGCAUAUUACUGUCGCAGCUUUGGGUGCAAUUUGUUCUUUAUUUUAACGAUAUCUUCGACGUUCAGUGGAUAUGGGCUGGGAAUUUAUUUCUUUUAAUCGGAGGUGGGAGUGCCGUUUCCCAAAACUUUAUCUAUGCCAUCGUCGCAGAUGUCGCACCGGAAUCUAAAAGAGGCCCUAUUUUCUUCCAGGUCUCUGCUGCCGCACUCAUAUCCACAGUGAUUGGCAUUCCAUUGUCCUGGUUGCUGAUGAAAGCCGACUCAUUUGAUGCAUUAUUAGCCGCUUCUGGCUUCAUAGCUCUUGGAACUAUUCUGAUUCUAUUACUACCUGAAACUCUUCAAGAUGCAAAGGAGAGCGAUGCUGCCUUACAUGACCCUGUUCAAAAUUUGCAUACAGAGGAAGACAUCUCACCCGUACGAGCCAAAUCGUCAAUAAUCGAUAUGAAGACCUUGAUUGUUAAAUUUGUCGACGAUUCUCGCUUCAUAUUGGCAAACCCUAGUCUCUGUGCUCUUAUAUUCACAUUUAUUUUGUCCAGUCUGUCUUCAAACAGCGUCUCGAUUCUUUUUCAACUUGCAUCCGAGAGGUUUCAAUGGUCGCUAGCGGAUGCCAGUUUCCUUCUUCCUUUCGGCUCACUCACCAACUUCGUAAUCCUGGUCGGCAUCCUGCCAUUUAUCUACUCCGUACUGGGUUCGCGUUUCCAUUUCCGCUCCUCGACUAAAGAUCUCCUCGUCGCGCGUGGAUCCCUCGUGUUCCAUAUCCUCGGUGCUAUCGUAAUUGCAUUUUCUACUGGUCCCCUAUUCCUUAUCUUCGUGCUUGGAUUGCCGUUGUGGAUUAUUGCACCGCCGAGUUAA
Messenger RNA from Penicillium cinerascens, 1230 nucleotides. RefSeq lists its product as uncharacterized. NCBI's taxonomy places the organism in Eukaryota, Fungi, Ascomycota, Eurotiomycetes, Eurotiales, Aspergillaceae. The transcript is spliced from 6 exons. Bases 1 to 1230 code for a protein of 409 amino acids. Gene Ontology annotation, molecular function: transmembrane transporter activity. Gene Ontology annotation, cellular component: membrane. Gene Ontology annotation, biological process: transmembrane transport. The record is from RefSeq and is a predicted model, not a curated record.